CUCCAACUAUAGUUUUGGUUUCCACAAAUAUUGAGGACGCUGACCUUGUAGAUUGAUGUCGAAGUCAAGUUUUAGAGUAUUGGAUCGCAGCGUUUCCAUUUCCCAGAAGAAACUACGGAGUUAACUUUAAAAUAAAUGGCUGCCGUCGAUUCGGGAGUCGAAACAGAAAGUGAGAGCUUCAACGAAGACAGCAGCAACAGUUUACCCUCAACUCCCAAAGUCGAAGACGAGGGCUUACACGGAGUUAAACAGAAGGUUCAUGUGUCGAAACCGGUGGUCCAGCAAUUCAGUGUAGACCCUCCAGCAGGGCUUUCGUUUGAAAAUCUCAGACCAUGUUUGAAUUUCGGACAAGGAUACGAAGCCCAGAUGCUGGGACAAAAUUAUCCAAAUGCGGUUGGGUUGCCUUCCUUUAACUGUAAAAUGAGAGCCAGUCGGGGUGUGAGAGUGGUGCGUUUCUACCAACAGAGCAAUGCAAGAAGCUGGAGUAAAUGGAAACUUUACUUGGGCGAAAGAAAACUCCGUCUGGCUGCAAACACUAAUGACUUAGAUAGACUGAAAACUUUGUUGGAUUCUGGGAUAGAUCCCAAAUCUUGUGAUGAGUUUCUCCGAACUGCUUUACACCUUGCUGCCUCCAAAGGUUACACAGAAGUUGUGAGGCUUUUGCUACAUUAUGGUGCUGAUCCCAAUCAAAUUGACUCACUCGGAAAUACACCUCUGCAUUUAGCUGUCUGCACAAAUCAUGUAAACGUUGUGACACUGUUGCUCCGAUCAGGAGCCAAUUUACGCCUUCUUGACCGAAUGGGAAGAAAUCCCUUACAGUUGGCUGAAUCGAAACUAAAGCUCCUGCAAAAGAGAAAUAUUGGCGAAAACUUUAUGCAAAUUCACUGUGAAGUUUUACAAGUGGUUGAAAUGUUAAAAACGUACCUGGAGAAAACUGGACAAGAUGACGAAGCUGAACUAAUGAAGUCGUUCUCCGAGAGGCUGACGUUAAAUAACAAUUCGGUUGGCAGCAACAACAAUAACAAUGACAUGGAAUCGAGUGUAAAGGAACUUCUUGCCAGCCUGACGGCGCUCAAUUUGAAAAAGGAAUCCGAUAACUGAAGGAAAAAAACGUUUUGACGGCAAUUUCACUUGCCCCCCCAGCAAUUGGUACGGUCUCCCUAGUUGUAAUCACCAAAUUCUCAUGACAAAAAUAUCGAUACAAAUAUCUUAACCAUUUCCAAUAAACUUCAAGUGACGCAAUACUGAAAACAAAACAAAACAAAAAAAAAGCCCCGAGUCUCCGUGAACUAUUUUUCCAAUGAGAAUUUAUAAUUAGUUAUAAAGAAUCCAAAUAGAUACGUCUAGACUAUGUCUAGAAUUUAAUAAUUUAAACUAAAAAAAAAGCGGCCACUGCCUUAAGAAAAAGCAAUUGGCAAAAACAAAAAAAAAAAGGAAAAUAUUUCGACCCCCAAAAAUCUCGUUAUAUCCCGCGUGAGUUUGUUUGUUUAAGCCGUCCCUGGUGAAUGAGCAAUAAAUAAUUAUAAAACAAAA
Molecule: messenger RNA, 1533 nt
Organism: Daphnia pulex (common water flea)
Lineage: Eukaryota; Metazoa; Arthropoda; Branchiopoda; Diplostraca; Daphniidae
Product: ankyrin repeat domain-containing protein 54-like
Exons: 6
Coding region: 136-1101 (321 amino acids)
Molecular function (GO): protein binding
Source: RefSeq, a predicted model, not a curated record